AUGUCUCAAAACAAGAGACAACUGACCGUGUCUGAUAUUUUAUUUGGAGCCUUAAAAAAGAGGCCCAGGCAGGAUGGUACACCUAUCGAACAAGAAAUCAUUUCGGAAGAUAAUACAAUUACGUCAGCAGAUGAGAUUUACGACCUUUCUUCAUCUCCAUUGAAAAUGGAACCAGUGAAACAUAUAAUACCUGUAACAAAAAAUAAGAAUAAUCAAUCUGUAACUAGUUUUCUGAUGCAAAAGAAAACUAUAAAUCCGGAGCCUGUAAUUAUAUCACAAGAUGAUGAAGAACUUCAUGAUCCAUUGCAUACUCUGAGGAACCCUAAGAAAUUAGAAGAUCCUCCAAAUUUCAAAAAAACUAAGCUUAAAGAUCUUUUCAAUAACUUUAAAAAAGAUGACCAUGCCCCUUCAAAUACUGAAAGAGAUGGAACCUAUAAUGUAAAUGGCCCGUUUACUAGGUUCCAUGAAAUAUCAAAGGCAACACAAGUUGAAACACCGUUACCAUUACUUCAGCUGAUUGAGCCGGAUGAAGCUGCGGAGUUGCAGUCGAAACCAGAUAUUUCGCUACCUAGAAGAAUUCAGUGUAACAGUUAUGACCAGAGCGUCAGUCCAGAGGACUUUAAAUCGUUAAACAAUUACGUCAGAACAUCUAAAUUAAGGACAAUCAAAUAUAUCACGAAAAAGAAUAAGCAUACAUCAUUAUGGACAGAAUUAUUCAAGCCUAAGCGAUUGAAUGAUGUGAUGUUGGAGACAGAUUUAAAAACAUCUAUAAAAGAUUGGUUAGUACAUGCUUUUGACAAACUUAAGAAAACUACCACUAGAAAUCAACUACUUAAAUCAUAUAAAUCUACCGAAAUGGUUGAUUUCAUAAUAGAUGAUGAGGCAAAUGAAUAUGAAGCUGUAGAGGAGUUCGUGCCUAUUUUAAUCUUGCAUGGCGAAGGAAUUGGUAAAGAAACUUUAUUUGAGACUAUACUCAAUUCAAUUGAUGGCCAAAUUUUUGAGAUCAGUGCCUCUGAAAAUAGAAGUAAAAAGGAUAUUAUGGAUAAACUAGCAGAAUACUCAACAAGCCAUUACGUGAAGGACCAUUUUUCGAAUGGAAUUAUAUUAAUGAGUCAUGUUGACGUGAUAUUCAAAGAGCAUGACAAAUUUUUUUGGCAGACAGUUGAGAGAACUUUACUGAAAUCAAGAAGACCCAUCGUUCUGACUUGUAGAGAUAUUAAUUACAUUCCUUCCAAUUUAAUUGAGAUUUGUCAGAAUCAGGCUAGUUUAUUUACAGCCAAAAAGGUGACUGUGAAAACGGUGGUUAAUUUUCUAAGGCGAUAUUGUACAUCCCUUGGAUUAGAGUUAGAGGAUGAUAUUUUAGAAGAAAUAGUAAGAGAUAGUGAUAGGGAUAUUAGAAAGUGCUUGAUGCAUUUGCAAUUUUGGUUUUCUUCACAAGAUCACCUUGUUCUUAGGGAGCCAAUUUAUGAGAAUAAUGAAGUUACAAGUUUACGAGAAUACUCCCACCUAGUUGACAUUAUGUCUUAUUCUGAUAUAAUAAAUGAAACUUCAUCAAGGAAUUCUUUGGUGAAGCAAGAAAUCGAUACAACCUUGAUGACGAGUGAAUCAAUCGAAGUUCUCAAACAAACCACUGACGACCAAUUGAGAUUGAAAAAAGAUUACAUGAUAGAUUAUCAAUAUUAUCUAGUUGACGAUGUUCAAAGACCUAUAUUGCCAUUUGAAAUCAAUAUUGGUGAAUACCUGCAGGAGACACUUUCACAUGGCUUUAGAUAUUUUCAAAACUUACCACCGAAUGAAUCCAUGCAAAAGUAUAAAAAAAUGACUUCUUCAGCCGUGCUGUACUUGAUGUCAAGAUUGAAAGUGAACAGUUACGACAAUAGUCAACCAAGAAGAAUAACUAGAAAUUCAAGAAUGCUGAGAGAAAUAUUGGAUAGAUUUGGGACUAGAAAGCGAAACGAGGAUAUCGAAGACGAUAUCGAAGACGAUAUGGAUGUUGAAUUUGAUUUGCGAUGA
Messenger RNA from Kazachstania africana CBS 2517, 2013 nucleotides. RefSeq names its product Elg1p (gene ELG1). The record is from RefSeq and is a predicted model, not a curated record. Gene Ontology annotation, cellular component: nucleus. The transcript has a single exon. The coding region runs from base 1 to 2013 and encodes 670 amino acids. NCBI's taxonomy places the organism in Eukaryota, Fungi, Ascomycota, Saccharomycetes, Saccharomycetales, Saccharomycetaceae. Gene Ontology annotation, molecular function: DNA binding.